Messenger RNA from Prorocentrum cordatum, 449 nucleotides. NCBI's taxonomy places the organism in Eukaryota, Dinophyceae, Prorocentrales, Prorocentraceae. The record is from the annotation of a GenBank genome assembly.
CUUUUGGAGGUCCGAUGUCAGCGGAUUUCUUGGAUCGGCGCUGGGCCCCCUUGGCGGCGCCUCUGGCGCCGCCCACUACGCGCUCCGCACGCCAGGGAGGCGGGCUGCAGCGCCGAUCUCAGGAACCUGCGCGGUCCUCCGCAAGCUUGUGCCUGUGCCGACUUCUCCUCUCCCGCCCCGGCACGCGCUCCGAGCCAGGCGGCACGCCAGUGGAUGCAGCCUCCCUCGGGAGACGCCACCCGUCCCGUGCCUGCUCUUCGCGGCGGUUGUGGGGAUCUUCACGCUGUCCGUGGUCGUGCAGACGCAGGGGGCGUCCCUGCCGGACACGCUGCGGGAGCCCCCCCGAGCUGCGGGCUCGGCGGCGGCGCCGGCGCCCGCGGCAUUGGCCCAGUCGACGGCGCCCGCGGCGGAGGCCGCCGCCACGGCGCCCGCGGCGCCCGCAGCGCCCG